CAACAAGAAAAGCGUCCAUUGUAGAGCAACGCACCUGUGUGAUUUGUAUUAUCCGUACCUCUGUUUAAAAGUGUAAUAAUUCUGCCGUAAGAAGCUGUUACGCCAAGCUAGCCUGUCCGUAAAACCGGAUGACGAUAAAGCGUCAACAACAUCCGCUUCCUGGAUCGUUGUGCUUUGCGGCGUCACUUGAUGCAUAGCUUCCCUCACAUGAUACCCACGCGUCCCAGACGAGUUACACUGUAAGCAGCAACCACACUUCCUCAAAAAACAACAUUGAUGUCAGACAAGCACAAAAGUUAUGGCAAUCAUGGCUCCUUCGGAUAAACAGCUGACAGGGCUGGUUGCAGCUACUUUUACUCCAUUGACCGAAGAAGGUGAAAUCAACAUAAGUGAGAUUGGACCUUAUGUUGCCUACUUGACAGAGAGGCAAGGUGUUAAAAACAUAUUUGUGAAUGGCACCACCGGAGAAAGCUUGUCUCUAUCUGUCGCAGAGAGGAAGAUCCUGGCUGAAGAGUGGUGUAAGAAAGCCAAGGGAAAAAUGGAUCAUGUGACUGUGCACGUCGGCUGCAUGAGUCUUAAAGAUACCCAAGACCUGGCUCGUCAUGCAGCAGAGAUCAAGGCUGAUUCGAUUGCAGUCAUUGCCCCCUCUUUCUUCAAGCCCAAGAAUGCACAAGAGUUGAGGGCUUACCUCAAGGCUGUGGCUUCAGUUGCCCCAAAUCUGCCUUUCUACUAUUAUCACAUCCCAUCCUUCACCGGAGUUAAUGUUCUGGUGAGAGAUCUGUUGGACGGCAUUGAGGAUCACAUUUCCUCCUUCAGAGGUGUGAAGUUCAGCAGUACUGACCUGAUGGACUUUGGCCUGUGUGCCAGCCUCAUGAAGCCUAACUGGUCUCUCAUCUAUGGCGUGGACGAGCAAUUGCUUUCAGCUCUGGUGUUGGGAGCCAAUGGAGCAGCUGGAAGCACAUAUAACUAUGUAGGAUGCCAAUUCAACAAGAUGUUGGCAGCAUUUGAGAAAGGCGAACUUAUCCAAGCCAGGACAAUACAGUUCCAGUUGCAAGAGCUUCUCGAUUUUGCCAUGAAACUCGGCUUCGAUCUGGGAGUGAAUAAGCAGCUGAUGAUCGAUGUGUCAGGCCUGAGCCUCGGGCCCCCCCGACUCCCGGUGAUGCGGUGUCCUCCUGAUGUUGCUGCGUCAGUUAAACAAAAAUAUCACAGCGUUUUUCGUCAAUGAUGUGUUCAUACUGGAUAGUUGAUAUCCCUUAACAUUUCAGCUCAGCCUUUCUGAAGGAAAUAUUUCUACUUUAAAUCAAAUCUUUGUUUGAAAAGAAUAUUUCUCAGGUUAAAGGAAAUGUUAUGUUUUAAUCUCUGUGUCUAUCAUCAAUUACUAACUCGCAUUACCUGGGGGGGGUGCAUUUUGUUUUUGCUGCAUUUAGAGAAUAAUGGACUAUCAAUAUUAAACAGGUUUAUUUCAUUAUUCUGUACUGUGUAAGCAGAAUCUCAUUUUACGAGUUUGAGUACUGUACUGUGAGGCACGCAGCAUGACAUAGAAAUAGAAAAUGAGGACCGCCGGAUAAUUCAGAGGUCAAAGCUGGCUGCGUUGCGGGUUUGACUCCAGCCUGCAGAAAAGGAUUUGGCAAUUUCAUCUGGAAUAAAUGCACUCGCAUCUGAAAAAUAUUUUUAAGAAUGAAUUGUAAUUUUAUAUAAUUUUUUUAAAUAGGCAUGAAAGCUUUGUUAUGUAAACCUGUGGGUCAGGUUUGCAUAACGUUCUGCCAUGAAUGGAAAGCUAUGGAAAGCCAUGACCUUAAACUGACCCCAUGAGACGAAAUAACGAACAUAAAAGGUGCUUUAAUGGGAACGCUGUUAUAUGAAGUGAACACUCCAAAAAGAAGGUUGUUAUAAAACGUCUUGUUAUAAGGGAGCAUAAAAACUAUUUUGACAUAUUAAAGGGACAUUUAACGUGUAAUUUUGUGCUAAUACUUUUACGUUUUUAACAACUAAACACACAUUUCUUACUAAUAAAGCCGUUGAUAAUAA
This is a messenger RNA of Eleginops maclovinus (Patagonian blennie), 2028 nucleotides long. It is a transcript of the gene npl, whose product is annotated as N-acetylneuraminate pyruvate lyase (dihydrodipicolinate synthase). Gene Ontology annotation, molecular function: N-acetylneuraminate lyase activity. The transcript has 13 exons. The coding region runs from base 299 to 1225 and encodes 308 amino acids. The record is from RefSeq and is a predicted model, not a curated record. Gene Ontology annotation, biological process: N-acetylneuraminate catabolic process. Lineage: Eukaryota; Metazoa; Chordata; Actinopteri; Perciformes; Eleginopidae.